AGCGCCGCGGCUGCAGCAUGGAAUGGCCGCGGGACCUGCUGCUCUCCCUGGCGCUCUUCCUCUUCCUGCUGUCCCUGCUCUUUCUCCUGCUCUUCCUGGUUCUCAAACAGCUCACGGACUCGGGGGCCGCUGCGGGGACCCUGCAGCCUGGACGCCCCUCGCUGCACCGGGACCCGGGAGGCUGUGCCCGCGAGCCGGCGGCGUGACUGGCCUCCUUGGCUCUGGCGCCGGACAGUGCCACUGAGUCUUGAGGUGGACCCUCUCCCAGACAGCAGGGGACGAGAGCUCAGGUUAGUGGUUGCCCCUCACAGAGAUUUCCAAACUUGCAAGUGCAAUGAAUUGGCUGUUCUAUUUGGAGAAGUGACUGUUAUCAGUUCAACGAGAACUGCCAUCGCAUGCACACCCGCAAAAUCCAGGCCAUGUGGUGAAGUAGUGCCUGUAUGAACGCCAGGCUUAGGGCACAGCUAUCGACAGGGACAGUGCCAGUGCCAGCUGGUGUGAUUCUGCAGGCUGGGAGCGGCGUUUAUCCGGAACGCGCCUUGUGCUGGCUUUUCUGGGAAUGACAAGGUGCCAGGAUCCGUUUUUAGUUCACAUGCAGGGGUGGAAACUUGGAGCUAGGCCAAGAUGACAGAGUCUCUCCCUGCAAGGAGAUGGCCAUGCUGGAGUCCACCUUCCUUUAAAGUGCUUUUCAGCAGCCCAACUCUGGCCAGAAGGUGCUGCUCACUACUGUUCCCUGCAAGGCUGUCAGAGAAGAGCAUCUUCUGCAGCUGGACCCAUAACCACCUUCCGUCAGCACAUCCAUUCUCAUGAGACAGAAAUUGAGAGGAAGGAAGAAGGAAAAGGAGAAGGAGAAGAAGGAGAAAGAGAAGGAGAAGGAGGAGAAGGAGUAGAAGAAAAAGGAGAAAGAGAAGGAGAAGAAGAAGGAAAAGGAGGAGAAGAAGGA
Erinaceus europaeus (western European hedgehog) is the source of this 943-nucleotide messenger RNA. It is a transcript of the gene SMIM43, whose product is annotated as small integral membrane protein 43. The transcript has 5 exons. The record is from RefSeq and is a predicted model, not a curated record. NCBI's taxonomy places the organism in Eukaryota, Metazoa, Chordata, Mammalia, Eulipotyphla, Erinaceidae. Bases 18 to 206 code for a protein of 62 amino acids.